Molecule: messenger RNA, 5272 nt
Organism: Jatropha curcas
Lineage: Eukaryota; Viridiplantae; Streptophyta; Magnoliopsida; Malpighiales; Euphorbiaceae
Product: protein serine/threonine kinase
Biological process (GO): protein phosphorylation
Molecular function (GO): protein binding; protein kinase activity; ATP binding
Source: RefSeq, a predicted model, not a curated record
UAGAGUCUGAUUCAGCCACCGAAUGUCCACAACUGCGAGCUUCAGUGGAAAAUGGAGACGUGAAACAGAAGGAUAUACACCAAAACAAUGGAGCAUCAAAUUUGCUUCGACUGCCUUCAACGUAGAAUCAAUUCCGAUUUCUCGGACCGACUUCUCUUCUCUUAUGGCCUAUCAAAUUCUGCUCUCCCUUUUGGCUCCUCCGCUGUCGUACAGAUGCCGAAUUCGAAUGGAGAGCUAUCGACUUCAGCUUCUCAGUUCAUAUUGAGGCGGUUGAACAGCCAUGAACACGAUUGCUUGACUAAAUACAUUGAUGAAUAUAUUAUACCAAGUGUUGAAGACAGUCACAUUCAUAGUAUUGAUGAUAUUUCAUUAGCUGAAGUAAGUCAAGAACCAGCUAAACUUAGGGAUCCAAUGGCUUGGACAAGUAUGUCACAAUCUUCAUUAAACCGAUCUUCUCAUUUGCUGAAUGGUGACACCACAGCAUCCAUAAAUCCAAAGGAUACUAAAAGUUCCACCUGUACUCAUUCUAGUAGGUUCUCAUGUCCUCGUACGAUCAGUGCAUUGGCCCCAAUUGCUCAUUUUGAUACUUGUUCAUACAGUGUCCUUAAAAGGAUUGCUUCUAACUUUUCAACCAGUUGUCUAGAAGAUCAUGUACUGUGCUCACUUAGUCUCUUGAUUGAAGGAAAAGCUUCUGGGCGGGACAGUAUAAAUUUUCUACGUUUGGUUGGGUUUCCAUCAUUUGAUGAGAGUAGCAUCCCUGGGUCCCUAAGGCAUCCAAAUAUAGCUCCUACUCUUGGAUACCUCAAAACAUUCGGGCAUGUAUAUUCAGUGCUUCCAAAAACUCCUUAUACUUUGGAAAGUAUUUUGCAUUACUGUCCCAAUGUCUUGAAAUCUGAGUGGCAGAUAAGGUUUUUGGUGUAUCAGCUGCUCUCUUCCCUUGCUUACUUACAUGGUUUAGGUGUUUCCCAUGGUAAGAUACAUCCAUCUAAUGUAAUGCUUACUGAUUUAUGCUGGUCUUGGCUAUACAUUUGUGAUAAGCCAAAAUCAAGAUUUAAUUCAACUUUGAGAAAAGGUGAAAGCAAACACCUCGCUACAUCUUCCAAAAUAAGUUGCUGCAAUGAUGGCUGUUCUUCUCAAGGAUUAUAUGCAGAUUUGAAGCUUUCCCCAUAUUUUGAUUGGCAUACACAAUUUGAGCUGUGGUGGAAUGGAAAGUUGAGUAAUUUUGAAUAUCUACUUGUCUUAAACAGAUUGGCUGGGAGAAGGUGGGGAGAUCAUACAUUUCACACUGUAAUGCCAUGGGUAAUUGACUUUAGCACAAAGCCCGAUGAUAAUUCUGAUUUAGGAUGGCGGGACUUGAGCAAGAGCAAAUGGCGGUUGGCAAAAGGUGAUGAACAGUUGGACUUCACCUAUUCAACAUCUGAAAUACCACAUCAUGUGUCUGAUGAAUGCCUUUCUGAGUUAGCAGUCUGCAGUUAUAAAGCUAGAAGGUUACCCUUGAGUGUUCUGCGUCUGGCUGUUCGUUCGGUCUAUGAACCUAAUGAAUAUCCCUCAAAUAUGUUAAGGCUGUACCAAUGGACACCUGAUGAGUGCAUUCCAGAGUUCUACUGUGAUCCGCAUAUUUUUUAUUCUCUGCACUCUGGCAUGGCCAAUCUGGCAGUACCUUCAUGGGCAAGUAGUCCAGAGGAGUUCAUUAAACUGCAUCGUGAUGCUUUAGAAAGUGAGCGGGUCUCUUGUCAAAUUCAUCACUGGAUUGACAUUACCUUUGGCUACAAAAUGUCUGGACAGGCAGCUGUGGCUGCCAAGAAUGUUAUGUUGCCUUCAUCAGAGCCCACAAUGCCUCGGCCUGUAGGACGUCGUCAGCUCUUUACUCGGCCACAUCCUGUACGUCUAGGUUCCCUGAGGAAAAAACACAGUGCUACCAAUACAUCUGCUGCGAAUAGAUGCUUGUCAAGUACAGUAGAGAGUGAGACACCUCUUCUUUCUGAAACUGCUUAUUUACAAGCAUUAGAAGAAACAUCUGGAUUUUCUGAACAUGCUGGUCACUUGAGUCCACAGUAUUAUUAUGAUGCAGAAAACCUUGUGAAGGACAUGUUUUCAGGUGAUGAAUCAGUCAAUGAAAGUAUUGAGAAAAGUGUAUCUAAGCCACUUGAAAUUGGUAAAAACUAUGGGUUGCAAUGUAAUAUUAAUUUAAGUUAUCUUCUUGAGCAUAUGGAGGUGGAGGUUGAAAAUACCAUGGGAUACCAAGAAUUACAGCAUUGGAGGCGACAACCGUCUUAUUCAAAGAACUCUAAAGAAGAUUUUUCGAAGGACAUUUUUGCUAUUGGAUCUGUUUUAGCGGAACUUUAUUUGAAGAGGCCACUCUUCAAUUCAACCUCAUUAGCUACCUAUAUUGAACGAGAUAUAUUACCUGAAUUCUUCCAGGAACUUCCUCCUCAUGCUAAAGUUCUCGUUGAAGCCUGCAUCCAAAAGGAUUGGAGACGGAGGCCAUCAGCCAAAAGUCUACUGGAGUCACCUUAUUUUCCCACAACAGUCAAGUCAUCCUACAUGUUUAUUGCACCACUUCAGCUUAUAGCAAGCAAUGGAUCCCGUCUUCAAUAUGCUGCAAAUUUUGCAAAACAAGGAGCCCUGAAAGCAAUGGGAAGCUUUGCAGCUGAAAUGUGUUUACCCUAUUGUAUACCCCUUGUAGUGAAUCCUCAGUCUGAUACUGAGGCUGAAUGGGCUUAUACACUGCUGAAAGAAUUCAUAAAAUGUUUGACACCUAAAGCAGUAAAGAUGGCAGUCUUGCCAGCUAUUCAGAAGAUUCUGCAGACUACAGGGUAUUCACAUUUGAAGGUAUCACUUCUCCAAGGUUCAUUUGUGCAAGAGAUGUGGAACCUCAUUGGUAAACAAGUUUAUUUGGAAAACAUACAUCCUUUAGUUAUAUCAAAUUUGCAUGUUGCUCCUCAUAAGAGUUCAGCUGCUGUUGCUUCUGUGCUUCUGAUCGGCACAAGUGAAGAGCUUGGUGUACCUAUUACUGUUCAUCAGACAAUCUUGCCUUUGAUUCACUGCUUUGGGAAAGGACUCUGUCCUGAUGGAAUUGAUGUGCUGGUUAGAAUUGGUGGUCUUUUGGGUGAGACCUUUAUCAUAAGACAGAUGUUGCCAUUGCUUAAACAAGUGGUCCGAUCUUGUAUCAAUAUUUCAUAUAUGAAUAAGCCAGAGCCUGUGCAAAGUUGGAGUGCUUUAGCCCUCAUUGAUUGUCUGAGCACAUUAGAUGGUCUAGUUUCAUUCUUGCCAAGGGAGAUGGUUGUAAAGGAGCUGAUUGAAGGAAAAAGCUGUUUACAUGUUGCGGUUCUGAUGCAGACGAACUUGGAAAUUCCAGUGCUUCAGGUUGCUGCUACUACUCUCAUGGCAGUUUGUCAGCGAAUUGGACCAGAAUUAACAGCUUUACAUGUCCUACCACAACUCAAAGAACUAUUUGAUGAGCUUGCGUUCUCACAGGAAGCUGCAAAUGGUUCCAGUUCCUUUGGCAGAAACUCAAGGAUUUCCAAAUCCAAAGUAGAUGGGGAGGCUCGAAUCGGGAGCCGCAUGGACCUUGUGUUACUUCUGUAUCCUUCUUUUGCAUCUCUUCUUGGAAUAGAGAAACUUCGUCAGUGUUGUGCUACAUGGUUGCUUCUUGAGCAGCUUCUUCUACGGUGUCAUAAUUGGAAGUGGGAAUAUUCAGGAGAAUUGUCUCGAAGUGGACUGGAAAACAUAACUGCUAAAAGGCCUGUUUUUAACAAGAUUUCAACUUCUGAAUACAAUCCUGCUAAGCUGUUACUUAAUGGGGUUGGGUGGUCAGUUCCACAAUCACAAGGGAUUAGAGGUGCCAAAAACUUGAUAGCUCAGAAACGGUUGGAUGGCAUUCAUCAAAAUUCAGUUGAAAGUCAUAUAGCAUCAAAUCUGUCAAAGCGUGAACCAUGGUUUUGGUUUCCCAGUCCAGCUGACAACUGGGAUGGGCCUGAGUUCCAUGGGCGUAUUGCAAGUCUGAAAGAUGAACUUCCGUGGAAGAUUAGAGCAUCUAUUUUAUAUUCAAUUCGUGCACAUCAUGGAGCAUUAAGAUCUUUGGCUGUUAGCCAAGAUGAGUGUAUGGUUUUUACUGCAGGCAUUGGACCGGGGUUCAAAGGAACAGUUCAAAAAUGGGAACUUUCAAGAAUAAAUUGUAUAUCUGGCUAUUGUGGCCAUGAGGAGGUUGUGAACGACAUUUGUGUGUUGUCAUCCAGUGGAAGAAUAGCAUCUUGUGAUGGAACUGUUCAUGUUUGGAAUAGCAGAACGGGGAAAGUACUAUCACUUUUUGCUGAACCAUCAGUUGAUUCUGCACAUCUUGUCAGCCCUUCGUCCUCUGCAUCAAUGGUUAAUGUUGAUCAUCCUAAUAUGUUGAACUCCAAUACGCUAUCAAGUGGAUUGUUCAGUAGUGCUUUUGAUGGGAGCUUAUACACUUGCAUGCACUAUUUAGAAUCUCUGGAAAUGCUUGCAGUUGGCACUGGAAAUGGUUCUCUCAGGUUUAUUGAUGUUGCCCGGGGUCGAAAGCUUCAUCUUUGGAGGGGUGAAGCUAUUGAGUCUGCUUUUCCAUCUCUUGUCUCUUCCAUAUGCUCAUGUGGAUCUGACAAAACUCAGGAUGAUGGAACUUUUCCUUCACCAUCUUGGAUUGCGGCUGGACUAAGUUCUGGUCAUUGCAGGUUAUUUGAUUUGCGAAGUGGAAAUGUUAUUGCCUCUUGGAGGGCUCAUGAUGGAUAUGUAACAAAGUUGGCUGCACCAGAGGACUAUUUGCUUGUUUCCAGUUCUCUAGACAGGACUCUGCGAAUUUGGGACCUUAGAAGAAAUUUGCCCCCGCAGCCCACUGUUUUUAAAGGUCAUACAGAUGGGAUAUCCAGUUUCUCUGUUUGGGGUCAAGAUGUUAUUUCGAUUUCCAAAAAUAAGAUUGGGCUUUCAACUUUAUCCAGAUCUGUUGAAGAAGAUGGGCAGCAUCAGAUUGCACCGCAGAAACUAUAUGCAGUUGAUCAUGGAAUGAAAAAUUUGUCUGUAUUAUCAAGUAUAAGUAUUUUACCCUUCUCGAGAUUGUUUGUAGUUGGAACAGAAGAUGGUUAUUUGAGAAUAUGUUGUUAGAAGUGCCUCCCGUUGAUGGCAAACCAAAGUUAUAUAUAGUUUUUGUAAGUUGUGCAGCUUGAGUUUUAUUGUACAUCAACUUUCAUAUGCUUAAAACGAACAGCGCAAUUUGAAAUUUUGUAAAUGAACAUGAAUUUAUUUUCCUCUGGUA